Messenger RNA from Cylindrotheca closterium, 1410 nucleotides. Lineage: Eukaryota; Bacillariophyta; Bacillariophyceae; Bacillariales; Bacillariaceae. The record is from the annotation of a GenBank genome assembly.
AUGCAAGUUCAACAACAUGCAAAGCAUCAUCUAGAUGAACUUGCUCUCCCACAAGUGGCCAAAACUCCCAAGGAAGCAAUUGUGGGACCAACGUUGGCGGAACAAAAGGACAACCUCAAGGAUUGGCAUUCUAAAUCAUCGUCAGGAGUUGGAUCGCUCUACAGCCGCAAAAGAAAGCGAAGUGAGAUGCCCAAAAGUAGCAGCGAAAAGAACAAUUCUACAAUUACUGCCAAUACUAGUUUUGAUCACGCAAUGGGGACCUUUUUGGCGUCAGGAUGUUGCGUCAUUCCCAACAGUGUCUUGCCACCAUAUUUUGUAAAGGAGGCUUUGGAAAAGGCCACGGACGACUUGAGUCUUUUGGAAGCCCAGGUGGCCAAUUUGAAACAACAGGCCAUUGCGCAAGAAAACCCAAACCUGUUGGCCCAAGUGGGUCGAGGGGACUUUAGAGAAAUCCUACAUCGGGAUGGUGGUCGACGUGACGUUCGAUUUCAAUUGGAUCGAUUUCCUUUCACGGCACGGGGCUUGGUGUACAAUCCCAUCGUAUAUCCUUUGGUUCAGGCACUGUUGGGUUGUAACAGCAGUGGUGGUGAAGAUGAAAUCUGUCUACUUUAUGCUGGAGUCAUGUGGGCCAAACCAAAUGAAAGCGACGACCGUACUACUACUACUACUACUACUACUGCUACUACUUCUUGUGAGGAUGGUCCCCAAAAGUGGCAUGCCGAUGGAGGACAUCUCUUUGAUCAUGUGCAUUUGCCACCUCAUUGCAUCAAUGUCUUUUAUCCAUUAGUCAAUCUGACUAGUGAUAAUGGUCCCACGGAAUUUGUCCCUGGCAGCCACCGACUCGGUUGUUUCGACAGUACUAGCAACAACGAGCACUUUGGAUUGACGUGUGAUGCUGGAGGAGCAAUUUUGUUUGACUAUCGCAUUAAACAUCGAGGCGCCUUUAACCAAACGAAAGAAGCCAGGCCUAUUCUAUACUUGGCAUAUUGCAAGCCAUUCUACAAGGAUACUGGCAACGCCCGCUCGGAACUAAGCGUCUUUCACCGCGACCAGAAAACAACCUCAAUACGCUCACCACCCUGGGUAUCGCGUAUGCUGAUUGGAGCCGCAGAAACGAUGGGAAGUGGAUUUACCAACGAAGAUCUACCUGAAUCGUCCAAGGAUGAUAGUGAAACGACCACUUCUGCUACAGUAUUGCCAGGGUCUGGGGAGCGUUGGGUGCUCUUUCGAAUGAAUGUCGAGCUGCCAAAUGAAAACGGAGAAGACGAAGCAAAGACGAUCACAGUGUAUCACGGUGACAUUGCCAGCGAGGUAUCGAGUCGCUUUUGCAAGGAACAAGGACUGGAUGAGAGCUUUGUCCCCGUUUUGGCGGGUGCCAUUCAGCAGCAGAUGGACACUGUCACGACAUAA